This is a messenger RNA of Hippocampus zosterae (dwarf seahorse), 524 nucleotides long. It is a transcript of the gene cnfn, whose product is annotated as cornifelin. NCBI's taxonomy places the organism in Eukaryota, Metazoa, Chordata, Actinopteri, Syngnathiformes, Syngnathidae. Gene Ontology annotation, cellular component: cornified envelope. The record is from RefSeq and is a predicted model, not a curated record. The coding region runs from base 49 to 387 and encodes 112 amino acids. The transcript has 3 exons.
AGGGUAAAUCUGCGCAGCGGUGAACAUUUUCCUUCCUAGCUCGCAGACAUGUCUUUCCAGCCCAACGUGAUCAACCUCCAGCCUCAAGUCAGCGUCCACCAGUCCACCAUGUCCGACUGGAGCUCCAACACGAUGGAUUGCUGCGACGACUGCGGCAUCUGUCUGUGCGGGACCUUCUUGCCGUGCAUCCUGGAGUGCAAGGUGGCUCAGGACCACGGGGAAAGCUGCUGCCUGGCCUUCCUCCCUGGUUCCUCGGUGGCUUUGAGGACCAGCAUUCGCCACAAGUACCGCAUUGAAGGGUCGGUGUGUGAAGAUUGGUUGGUCAUGGCCUGCAUGGCGCCGUGUGGACUGUGUCAAAUGGCCAGAGAGCAAAAGAUGAGAGGAUAAGAAUUCAGGAUAGACAACCAAUCACAAUUUGGAGGACUCUGUGUUUGAAGUGACAUAGGAGUCAUGAGAGGUCAACAGGAUGAAUGAUAAUACUUCUCCUUUUUCUGAGAUGAAAUAAAUGACUGAUGUUAUCUAAA